This is a messenger RNA of Tetrapisispora phaffii CBS 4417, 1737 nucleotides long. It is a transcript of the gene NSP1, whose product is annotated as FG-nucleoporin NSP1. The record is from RefSeq and is a predicted model, not a curated record. Gene Ontology annotation, molecular function: phospholipid binding; structural constituent of nuclear pore. Lineage: Eukaryota; Fungi; Ascomycota; Saccharomycetes; Saccharomycetales; Saccharomycetaceae. Bases 1 to 1737 code for a protein of 578 amino acids. Gene Ontology annotation, biological process: protein import into nucleus; RNA export from nucleus. Gene Ontology annotation, cellular component: nuclear pore; nuclear pore central transport channel. The transcript has 2 exons.
AUGAAUUUUAAUACUCCUAAUAAAAGUACAGGUUUUAGUUUUAAUUUCAAUGGCGCUGGGUCUACGCCGGCAGGUAAUGCUCCAUCAGCAUUUGGUGCUGCUUCAAACACAAACAACACCAAUACUUCCAAUUUAAAUUUAGGAAAUCAAACCCCAGCAUUUGGUAACAACAAUUCAGCUUCUAAUGUUCCUUCUUUUGGGAACAAUGGCGCCACUAAUUCAAUUGCUACUGCACCAUCUACUUCAGCUUUCAGUAUGAACUCUGCAGCCACUUCGAAUAAUCAAGCUUCUUCCAUCAAUACUGCAACUACAUCAUCUGGCUUUGGCAUGCAUAACAGUAACACAGCCGGUUCUCAGCCAUCAUCACUUUUUGGAGCUGCAACAACUUCUAGUCAACCUUCUAAUUCUGCAUUUGGCUCCGCAUUAAAUUCAGGAUUAAACUCUUCUUCGACUGCAGGCACAACUACAAACAAAUUUGGAUCUGCCAACUUAAAUCAGAAACCAGCCUUUGGAGGAUUUUCAGCUGCAUCAACUAACUCAGGAAACAAACCUGCAUUUGGUGCCGCUACACCAGUUUCAACAGACAACAAAAAAACUUUUUCAUUUGGCAAUAACACUGAUGAUGCAACUAAAAGUACUGGUGGUUUGUUUGGAAGUAACACAAGUUCUGCAUUUGGAGCUAAAACAGGGGAUGAAAAAGCGGCUUUCUCACUUGGUGUCAAAUUAGAAAGUAAACCUGAUAAUAAACCAGCAUUUUCGUUUGGUGCUAAACCUGAUGAAAAGAAAGAAGACAAACCAUCGCUUUCAUUUGGUGCUAAAUCUGAUGGUAAACCAGCAAUUUCGUUUGGUGCUAAAUCUGAUGGUAAACCAGCAUUUUCGUUUGGUGCUAAACCUGAUGAAAAGAAAGAAGACAAACCAUCCUUUUCAUUUGGUUCUAAGCCGGAUGAAAAUAAAGAUGCUAAACCGGCAUUUUCGUUUGGUGCUAAACCUGAUGAAAAGAAAGACGAUAAACCUGUUUCUAGUGUAUUCGGUUCAGACAAAGUAUCUUCUCCUUCCAAUCUAAGUAAUAAAGCCAAUGAUACGCUCGGAAAUAUAUCUUCGACCACAUCAACUUCUGAUUCUAUAAAAAUGAAGCCUACCGAGGUAAAGCCAAUAUCGCUAGAAAAUAAUACAUUAGAUGAUAUUAUAACGAGAUGGACUAAACAAUUGUCCGAUACAUCAUCUCAUUUUGAUGGCUAUGCCAAAAAUUUGAACCAAUGGGAUAAUAUUUUAGUACAAGGUGGUUCACAAAUAAGUCAGUUAUACAAUGAUAAUAUUUUAGCAGAACAAACUCAGAAUAAAGUAGAGCAAUCGCUGCACCAUAUUGAGAGACAACAAGAUGAUUUGGAAUUAUUCUUAGAUAAUUAUGAAGGCAAAAUAGAAACAUUACUUUCAGAUCUAUUGGCAUCUGGAUCUGGUAGUGUCUCUAAUAAUAAUGACCAAAAGAGGCAACUAGCUUAUAAAACGGCUGAGAAACUGGAUUUAAAUUUAUCUUACUUGUCACAAAAUUUAUCUUCUUUAAUAGAAGAGGUCAACAACGUGAGUAAUAUAUUUAACAAGGCUACUAAUAUUAAUUUGAAUAAUAAACAUGAAAGUAUCCAACUUGUAAAGUUGUUGAACACUCAUUUAGAUGCAUUAAAAUCUUUAGACCAGACUUCGACAUCUUUAGAAAAUAAACUAAAACUGACAAAUAAGUAA